This is a messenger RNA of Triticum urartu, 1449 nucleotides long. The record is from RefSeq and is a predicted model, not a curated record. NCBI's taxonomy places the organism in Eukaryota, Viridiplantae, Streptophyta, Magnoliopsida, Poales, Poaceae.
AUGAUUUCCCCUCCCGUUCUUUCUUGCCAUCUAGACUUUGGAUUCGUUCACGGCCGCCGGUGCCUAUCUUGUUGUUUCGUUUUGGAAGGCUUGGUUGGUUUACUUGUACAGCGUUCAAUCUCUUCCUAGCUAGCUAGAUAGAUCUUUCAUCUUGCACGGUAACAUGCUACAAGACACGCGCCAAUGUUUCUUCUAAGCAGCCACAGUACUUUGUUAAGAGAGAUCGUAGCAACUUUUGGUUGCUUUGUUUUGGGAAUACAAAAACGAUCUUGCUAUCAGAUUUAGUUUCUUCUCAACCAAAAAUAAAAAGAUUUACUUUCUUCUUUUUCCCUUCGAGGAAUGAAACUGCAGAGAUAAAUUGCUUUUGCGUGGAGCUGUUAAUUCCAUCCCAGCCCAGCAGCUGCGAACUGGUUCUAAAGCGAUCUACUUCUUGCUUUGAGUUCCGGGCUGAGACUAAGAAGAGGUCGAGAUGGGGAGGGGAAGGAUUGAGAUCAAGAGGAUCGAGAACACGACUAGCCGGCAGGUGACCUUCUGCAAGCGCCGGAACGGGCUCCUCAAAAAGGCCUACGAGCUCUCCGUCCUGUGCGACGCCGAGGUGGCGCUCAUCGUCUUCUCCAGCCGCGGCCGCCUCUACGAGUACUCCAACAACAGUGUCAAGGCUACAAUUGACAGGUACAAGAAGGCACAUGCUUGUGGCUCAACCUCUGGGGUACCUCUCAUAGAAGUCAAUGCUCAGCAAUACUACCAGCAAGAAGCUGCAAAGCUGCGCCACCAGAUCCAGAUGCUGCAAAGCACUAACAAGCACUUGGUUGGUGAUUCUGUUGGGAACCUGUCACUCAAGGAGCUGAAGCAACUCGAAAGCCGGCUUGAGAAAGGCAUUGCGAAGAUCAGGGCCAGGAAGAAUGAGCUCCUAUCUUCUGAGAUCAACUACAUGGUCAAAAGGGAGAUAGAGCUUCAGAGUGACAACAUUGAUCUCAGAACCAAGAUUGCGGAGGAGGACCAGCGGAUGCAGCAGGUGACUAUCGCCAGGCCCUCGGCGGCGCCGGAGCUGAACCCUUUCACCGCACUGGACAUGAAGUGCUUCUUCCCUGCCAACCUCUUCGAGGCGGCGGUGCAAGCGCACGCGCAGGCACAGGCUCAGGCUCAGGCUCAGGCUCAUGCUCAGGCCUCGCUUCAGCUGAACCUAGGCUACCAGCAGCUUGCUCCACCGGGCGCGGGCGAUGUGGCUCAUCAGUUCUAGUAAACCUGCAGGAGCUCUUGCUUGACUACACACACUGCAAUAAAACUGGAAAGUGGUCGGCAGUGUUAUCAGUACUCAACUGUUCCGGUCAAACCGUCUGGCUAAGAUAUAUGUGUGCCAAGUUUUAUUGUCCCAAGUACCUCUAAAUUUGCCGCUGGUGUAGAACCAAAUUUCUGAGAAUUACUCACGUAUAUUCUGACGAAUUGCUA